UACUAAAAUAGACAGUCAGACGGCUCUACUGUAACCGCCAACAACUCGCUAAACGCGUCACAUGUGCUAAAUCUAACCGUCGUUGCUAGGCACGUAUCACACAACUCAAUAUCAAUCCGAGUCGAGCAGGUGUAGAUCAUUUCACCGAAAGAGACCGCGUGCACGACCCACUUUCCGUUCCACCAACAAGCCGAUCGAGUGCGUCUCUGUUCCGCUUAUUCAAGGGACGAAUCGCUCUCCAAACAACUCCAAACACCUCUGACAGGCAUGCGAUGUCGACUCGACCUCGUCAGGACCCACCAGUGAACGUGCAAGGGACGUUGAGACGGUCGAAACGGUUGAUUGAGAGAUUUGGUGACAAGGAGGCGGACGACGAGCCGAGCGUCAAAGUAACUAAGCGUGAAAGCGGUUCCUCAAAGUUUGGUGGUAAACGGAAGCGCACAUCUACGGUUGCUGAUCCUGUAGUACAAGGGCAGGAUUUAUCAUCCGAGGAAGAGUUUCAGGCGGUACCGUUGAGUAAGCAAUUUAGGGCUCAAACAAAAGCGCAAGCAGCGAGUGUUCAAGGGACGAAACACAAGACUGUGAAAGGCGGGAAGUCAACGGUUGCUUGGAAAUCAUCCGGAAAACAGAAAAGUAAAGUAACAGGCAAGAACCUUUCUCAGGACUUGUUGACAAGUGUUUCUUAUAAGAGCGAGGUAGCUAGUGUUAGCACAAGCAUUAGCAUCACGGGUCAGUCAAAGAGUAAGUCAGAGGGCAAACCAUCUGCUGGUGAACAACCAGCUGGCCAGUCCAGUUCUAAAUCUCAAGAAGAGAGUGCAGACAGUAAGAGUGCAGACAGUAAGAGUGCAGACAGUAAGACUCCAGCCGGUGAAUUUCACUCGUUGAGGUCCAGACUCCGAAGUCUAUCAAAGAGGAGACGUGGUAAAUCGACUGCAGAAGCUGACAAAGCUGAUUCUGAGCCAAAGAAAGGCUCACAGCUGUCAGCAACAGUAACUACUAAAGACACGGGGUGCUCAACUAGCUGUUGUCAAGGGUUGGCAGCUGAUCAAGCUGCCAACCCAGGUGCCGAGCUUCUCUCAUCAACUGGCAUCACUGAUCAACCGAGUUCAUCAACUGAUCAUCUUGGAUGGUCUGAGAGCCGACGCAUAGCAAUGAUGGACAGUCAGUCGACUGAGACGUCUAUGGAGACGAGCCAGUCUGCUAGUGCUUCCGCAAUGACAGAUGAAGGUGGUGACUUGGUUCAACUUCACGCUUUGCUAGAAGCUCGUGGUCUUAGACCUGAACUACUGGAUGCUCUCGGAGCUCGAGGGAUGCACCAUCUGUUUGGACGUCUACCUCCCAUGUCGAGCACCAGUGGCACUAUGAGCCGAGUCAAUCAACUGAUGACAGGGAUCGAGGCAUCUCACGACGAAACACUCCAACUGCAAUCAGUCAUCGAGUUAUGCCAGAUGUUGGUGAUGGGGAACGAAGACACUCUAGGAUGCUUUCCUGUGAAACAAGCUGUUCCAGCAUUGAUACAGUUGAUGCGAAUUGAACACAACUUAGACAUGAUGAAUCAUGCCUGUCGUGCAUUGACAUACAUGAUGGAAGCUCUUCCUCGUUCUAGUGCUGUUGUUGUCGAUGCUAUUCCAGUCUUUCUAGAAAAGCUGCAAGUGAUUCAGUGUAUGGACGUUGCUGAGCAGGCUCUGACUGCUUUGGAAAUGUUGUCAAGACGACAUGGGAAAGCGAUUCUCAAUGCUGGAGGCAUCAAUGCGUGUCUUUUAUACUUGGACUUCUUUUCUAUCAACGCACAACGAGCUGCUGUCACUGUGGCUGCAAACUGCUGUCAGUUUGUGACUGUGGAAGACUUCCCACGCAUUGUUGAUUGUAUACCAGUUUUAUCGGCUCGACUACAAAAUAAUGAUAAAAAGUCUGUGGAGAGUUCAUGCUUGUGCUUUACUCGGCUGGUUGAUAGUGUUCACAGUCAGAAUAAAUUUCUUGUUGAGCUGGCAAGUCAUGGAUUGCUGAGUAAUCUGCAACAGCUGAUUAUUAUCUCUCCAUCCAUUAUAACCACAAACACGUUCACCAUGGUGAUUCGGAUGCUGCACAUCAUGUGCUCUCAUUGUCCUUCAUUAGCUGUGCAACUGCUCAAACAAAAAAUGGCAGACACGGUGAGAUAUCUUCUAGUUGGCACGAGCGAAUACACAAGCAGUGAAAGCCUAGAGUUGGUUUCUCGUUCUCCCGGCGAGCUGUACGAACUGGUUGCUCUCAUAAGUGCAAUGCUUCCUACUCUUCCAUCAGAUGGCAUCUUUUCUAUUGAUGCGUUAUUGAAGAGUGCAGAGAGUGCGGCCCAAUCUCAAAGCAUGUGGCAAUGGAAGGAUAAUUCGGGUGUGUGGCACCUAUACUCACGAGCCGACAGUCAUGUGAUCGAACUUGCAUUUCAAGCCGGAGAGGAAGAAGUGGCCGUGACAAUCAUGGGCAGAAAUUAUGCUAUAGAUUUCUUAGCUUUGCAACAGAUCAAUGAAGAUACAGGAACUUCGCGUGCCAUUCAGAGGAAAGCAGUCGUCAAUAUUUCACCUACUCCAGUGUUGACGUCAAGCGAGAGUCGAGUUCAGGAUGAUCGAAAUGUAGCGUUUGCUGAACAGAAUGAGAUUACAGCAAUGUUCAUGAAGUCAUUGUUUCCGACUUUGUACUGCGUCUACAACUCUUCUGCUGGUCCGGGUAUCAGACACAUGUGCGUUGCCGGUCUCCUCAGGAUGCUCUACUUCUCAAGUCCUGAAGUCUUGAAUGAUGUGCUGGAGGCGUACCCAGUGUCAAGUCAAGUGGCAGCGUUGCUUGGAUCGCGUGAUCAGAAGGUUGUUGUCAGUGCCCUUCAGAUGGCGCAUAUUCUUAUUGAGAAGCUCCCGGAUGUCUUCAAGAUUUACUUCAGAAAGGAAGGCGUCAUGCAUGAGAUUGAACGGCUUGCCGCUCUCGCUACCUCAACACCCGAAACAUCCAACUCUCACAGAGCCGCCACAGAUGCCGCCAUGACUGACAAGACAUUUCCUUGUGAAACGAAUGACGACGAAAUACAAACACAAGAGCUACUGAAUCCAUCACCAUCACAAGCAUCAGCAUCAUAUUCUCCACCAAUGACGAGAAGACGUUUCAGUGACAUGCUAAGGAGACGCCACGCGAGACAGACAUCGAAAGACGACUCGAGUCCACCUCAGUCUAGAGCAAGUACGUCCGACUUGACCACCAAAGGGUCAAGCGUUGGCCGCACGUUUCGUUUCGGAAAGAAACUAAAGGACGCUGCGUCUGGUAAGACUACGGGGAGUGUGAGCAGCGGUAGUGGAGAUAAGGAGAAAGUUGCCCUAUGGAUCAAGGAAAAUGCGGCCAAAUUUUUGUCUGUUUGUGCAAGUACCGGCGCUCUGUCUGAUAAUCCAGCUUUGAACGUGCUGGGGAGAUUAGAGAAAGCGGUGCAAGAGUUGAGACCAGGAGGGAAACCUGAAGUUAAUCUAACAGCUCUAGAGGAGAUCCACUCUGUAAUAACCGAUCAACAGGUCAGCGUCUCGUCAUUUGAGAUCCUUCAUUGUGGUCUUAUUCCCAAACUACUGAGUUUCCUGACGUCUUCAUCUCGUCGAGAUAAGAUGCCUCGUUCCGAUCGAGCUCAACAGUUUUUGAGAGUCUUCCUUCAGCUGACUGGACGGAAAGAUGACUUCACUACGCAAUCUACGGUGCUAAAUCUUGAUUCAUUAACCACCCUUAUCCACAAGCUUCACGGUUGUACCAAUCAGUUAGAACAGUUUCCAGUGAGAGUUCAUGAAGGAGCAAGCAGUACUGGACUAGCAAGGGGAUCACAAACGAUGCAGUUUUUUAAUACUCAUCAGUUGAAGUGUGUAUUACAGCGUCAUCCUUCUGCUCGUUGUCUUCGUGAGUGGAAAGGUGGUACGGUUAAAGUUGAUCCACUGGCAUCAGUGCAGGCAAUAGAACGGUAUUUGUAUGUACGAGGAUAUGCAAAACCUCGUCAGGGUGCAGAGAGUCAGAGUGAAGGCGAUGAAUCUGAAGACGAGAUAGACGAUGCCAUGGCAACCGCUUUUUCUGGUCCAGGACCACAUCAACACAAGUUGGAGUUCUUGCUGAAUGGAAACAUUCUAUCAUAUUCCAUGACAGUUUUCCAAGCUGUAAAGCAAUACAGCAAGAGAGGCGACGAGACCGAAGAGUCUGGAGACGAACACAACUUGUUAGGACGACCAAACAUUUGGAUAGACACUCACACGAUACAGUACAGACCCACAGACGUUCUAGAGAAGGAGCUACAAGACAGUGGCUUGAUAAGUCUUCUUGAUAUGCUGCCGAAUGUGACACCGUCAUUGACAGACUCGAGUAGAGCGUCUGCGUCUAGUGGCAAAGGAAAGCGAGACAAGGCAUCGACGAAGGAAGUGAAGUCGAGUGUGAAAAGAAGCGGAAGGAGACAGGGAAGUGGACGGACGAAACGAGGAGCGACGUCGACGUCAAAGGUUAUUACAGCGAAUGAGAGAAAGACGUCGGUGGAUCUCAGCAGUGAUGGCAACAAGGCACUUGCUGAUCAUUUGCUUACCACGGCUGCCAUCAACUCUAUUUCAUAUAAUGACCCGUCGACUCCUGUUCUUAAUCUCAUCCACGUUUUGCACGUUCUGUCUGCUCAUUUGUCUGUAUUCUGUGAUAGUUGUAGUUCGAACAGUUCAGUUGUUCUUGCACAGGAGUUUGUCAAUAGUAAGUUGACAGCGAAAGCGACGCGUCAACUUCAAGAUCCUGUUGUGAUCAUGACUGGAAACUUUCCUGUCUGGCUGCUAGAGCUGUCAAGAACAUGUUCUUUCCUUUUUCCGUUCGACGUUCGUCAACAGCUACUGUAUUGCUCUGCAUUUGACCGUGACAGAGCGAUGGCCAGAAUACAAGAACUGCAACCCGAACUCGCUGCCCACGAGAGCAUCGACCGAUUGGUUACGCAGCUGGAGAAACGAAAGCGGAGUGUGUCGAGGUCUGACUUAUUCAAACAGGCAGAGAACAUUAUGAACGAGUUGUCGUCGUCUAAAGCCGUCUUGGAAGUGAACUUUAGCAGCGAAGUCGGUACUGGACUUGGGCCAACACUCGAGUUCUACACACUUGUGUCACGAGAGCUCCAGAGAGCCGAUUUUAACAUGUGGCGUGGUGAGAUACUACCACUUCCUGAAGGAACAGCCGUAAUGGGAGACGCAAGUGAUUGUCUGUAUGUCUACUCACCAAAUGGCCUUUAUCCUGCUUGUAUUGGCAAAGAGUGUGACAAAGAUGUGCAUGCAGCUCUACUGGACAAAUUCUCGUUUCUCGGCAAGUUUCUUGCUAAAGCUAUUUUAGACUCACGAUUGAUUGACAUUCCGUUGAGUACGGCAUUCUACAAGUGGAUUUUGAAUCAAGAGGCGACGCUGAGCAGAUCGGAUUUGCAGGAAGUUGAUCCUGUUUUGGGACGCUCAUAUACUCAGUUGUGGGAUGUGGCUGUGAAGAAACAGGCGAUUGAAGAUGAUUCUCAGCUGCUGCCUGAGGAGAAGGACACUAAAAUCAAGGAAUUAACUGUCGAUGGCUGCUCGAUUGAGGACCUUCAUUUAGAUUUCAGAUUGCCGGGGAACGAUGCAAUAGAACUGAAGUCUGGUGGGAAAGACGUUGUCGUGACGGUGGAAAACCUGGACGAAUAUCUUCAGCUGUUGUGUAGGUGGAGUUUAGUCGACGGUGUGGCCGAUCAGUUUCAGGCCUUUCGGGAUGGAUUUAAUGCCGUCUUUCCACUUUCUACACUCCAGAUGUUUGAUCCUCACGAGAUGGGGGAAUUGCUGUGUGGAUCAGAGCACGACAAGUGGGAUUGCAAGGGUCUUGUAGAGCACUGUCGUCCCGACCAUGGUUACACUCAUGACAGCCGUGCUGUUCAAAUGCUGUUUGAGAUUAUGAGUACAUACGACUCACAAGAUCAGAGGUCAUUCUUGCAGUUUGUGACCGGAAGUCCACGACUACCAGUUGGAGGAUUUAAGAGUUUGAAUCCACCGUUGACUAUUGUUCGUAAAGCCAUCGAGUCGCCUCUCAAUCCUGACGAAUUUCUACCGUCGGUCAUGACGUGUGUGAACUACCUGAAACUUCCCGACUAUUCAUCGCAAGACGUCAUGAGAGCCAAGCUUCACCAGGCAUCGUCCGAAGGCCAGCAGUCUUUCCACUUGUCGUGACUAAUACGCUGCUGCGAGAUUCUCGAAUGGACUGAAUUGUUGGGUUAGAGUUGUAGUCAUUCUGUAGGUAUUGGUUGUGUAUAGAUAGAUGAACAGUCUAUAUAUACGUCUAUUAGGUAUAUGUGAAGUUUGGCUAUGAGACGCUUACUGUGUGACUUGUAUAAUUUGCUUGCUUUUGAGUUGUUGUAUAGUGAGUAGAGGGAUGUCUGGUAAUGCA
Corticium candelabrum is the source of this 6402-nucleotide messenger RNA. Its product is annotated as E3 ubiquitin-protein ligase TRIP12-like. The record is from RefSeq and is a predicted model, not a curated record. Gene Ontology annotation, biological process: proteasome-mediated ubiquitin-dependent protein catabolic process; protein polyubiquitination. The transcript has 66 exons. Gene Ontology annotation, cellular component: nuclear speck. NCBI's taxonomy places the organism in Eukaryota, Metazoa, Porifera, Homoscleromorpha, Homosclerophorida, Plakinidae. Gene Ontology annotation, molecular function: zinc ion binding; ubiquitin protein ligase activity. The coding region runs from base 273 to 6185 and encodes 1970 amino acids.